AUGACUUCGUCCAGCGCCCUCAGCCUCGACGGCCAUCACGAUGCCAAUCCCGACGCCCAAGCCGCAGCUUCCACGACUCCAGCGCCUUCGCUAGCUGCUGCCACGGAGCGACUGCCCGACGACCCAAAGCCCGAGGCUACUUCGCCGCUGUCCAGAGCCGUGCAAGAGCCGGCGCAAGAGCCUACACGGGAUCCCGAGCUUAAGCCCGGAUCCACGAUGGAAGCCUCAACCAGCGACAAGACGCCAUCAUCCGAUACAACGCCGGCAGCACCACCACCAGCUGCCGUACCUGUAGCAUCAACAUCGACGUCAUCAGCGCCCCCGACAAAUUCCGCUUCUGCUGCGCCCCUACAGCAGACGCCUUCAUCAGCAGAUAUUCCGGCAGCCUCAUCCUCUGCAGCCUCCAUCACAAACCGAGUGACGACUUCGCCGCAGCCGCCUCCAACGUUUGACGCUGGUGCCAAGACCGACAGCGGCAUGGAGCCACCCGUUACACCAACACCAAAUACCUCUGCAACCACUGGCUCUGGCGGGCCGAAAGAUAAAAUUUCUUCUCUGGGAAAUGGGAGUGAGGACGUUACAAUGGUGGAUGCUCCUGUUGCCAACGCGACUCCUACAGCUGCUGCUGAGGUACCGCCAUCUACAUCUACACCGCAGACUACUCCGGUGGCUACGACAGAGCAAUUACAGUCUUCAACGUCCUACACACAACAGGCCGCCACCAUAGACCAUCGCCAUGCAUACAUGAUGAUGGCUUUGGCCUCCAUGUCUGCAGCACCGCCCGCCAUGUCGCCGCCGCCUACCGUGACUCCCUCCCAGAUGACGCUGCCAAAUCUCAUGGGAGAAGGGUACUUUGGUACGGGCUCCGCUACUAACCUACGCCAGGCUGGCCCCGACAUGGGCCUCGAGUCCUUUGCUCGUGUAGAGUUCGCCGACAGCGUCUUUCAGAUGACCACCUACGCCGUCAUUAUCGGCCGUGACCAGCGAGCUCUGGAACAAGCCAGGCGCGAUGGGAAGCGUGCUGACGAGUAUCAACGGCGGGUCGAGGAGAAUGCCAGCAAGGGGCUUCCACCGCCAUCUCCAAUGGCUCAUGAUCGCCACAAGUUUAGUAAAUCGUAUGUCAGUGAGGAGGGUGGCAUGCUUGGCCCAGAAUCUGAUAGCGAAGAAAACGGCCGCCCGGCAAAGCGGCGCAAGACGAGCACGACAGGAUCGUCUCAACAAAACGAAACUGAAAACCCCCAGGACAACAUCAUAUCAAACCGUCAAUACGUCUCCCAUACCCCCGGAGCAGCAGCCGUCGACUUGGCCUCAUUGAGACCGUCCCCUUGGCAUGUUCCGUUUAUUGGUAUUCACUCUCCCGGCCCAAACAUCGCAAGCAAAACCAAAGCCAUAUCUCGAGAGCAUCUAAAAAUCGCCUACAAUCCAGACGAGGGCGUGUUUGAGGCAAUACCACUGCAUAAGAACGGAUUUUUCUGCGAGGAUGUGCAUUACAAGAGCGAAAAAGUUGUUUUGAAGUGCGGUGACCGCCUGCAGAUAAAAGAUGUUGGCUUUAGAUUCAUCAUCAACGGCGUGGAGAGAGGGCGAACCGGCGCAGAAGAGUAUCAGGAGGAAGACGCUAAAAAGAAACGGCAUGCUCAUGGCGGAAAGAGUAUGAGUUUCGACUUUGAGCAAUCACAUGGCAACGGCCAGAUUCAAGAUACAAGUGAUGAGUUGUCAGAUGUGGAUGUCAGCCCGGCAGAAUUGUCCGACUUUGGAGGGGACGAUGAGGAGGAGGGAGAGGAAGAGAGGGCUGAGGAGGAGGGAGAGGAGGAAGACGAGGAAGAGGGCGACGAGGACGAUGAAGAAGGGGACGCAGAUGUGCCUGAAGCAUCCAUUGAGGGCGAUUCUGAAAUCAAAGAUGAAGGAGAAGCUAAUAACGACCUCUCGAUGCCACAGAUACCGAGGAAGAGGGGCCCUGGCAGGCCACCCAAGAACGGUAUCAUGUCAAAGAGGGAGCAGCGCUUGCUCAAGAAGCAGCAACAAGAAAUGGCCAAGAAGACACUGCCUCAGGCGCCACCAGUUGAGCCGCCCAUUAAGCGCAAAGUCGGCCGACCAAGGAAACACCCAUUGCCCGAAGACGGAGUCGACCGCCCAGAGAAGCGCAAGUACAAGCCUCGGAAGCCGAAGAAUGAGGACGGCGCCGAAGGGUCUGAUGCGGAGAGACGGGCGAGAGAAAAGAAGGAGAAGAAGGCGCGGCCCAAAUCGCCCCCCUUGGAGCUCAAGAUUGAAGAUUACACAGAGGAGCAGCUCCAGAAACCUAACAAGAACUAUGGUGUUCUUAUUGAUGAAACAUUAACGGCGGCAGGCCCUGAUGGUCUCACAUUGAAGCAAAUCUACAAGAGAAUAUGCCAAAGAUACCCGUGGUUUUAUUUCCACACCGAGACAAAGGGUUGGGAGAGUAGCGUUCGCCAUAAUUUGAUUGGGAACGAAGCGUUUAAGAAGGACGAGAUGACGAAUCUGUGGUCUCGAGUACCUGGUGUUGAGUUAGAUGCUGGCAAGAAACGAAAGGCGACCUCUCCGGAUCGAGGACUGGCGGCUGCGCAGGCCUAUGGGCAUUAUUCGUAUCCUUACGCCGCACAACACAUGGCUCCUGGUGCGCAUCCUGGUUAUCCCCCCAGCCAAGCACAAGCUCCGGGAUAUCAAGCACCUGCGUAUGCAGCACAGCCGAGCCACGCGGCGCGCCCAGUGCAGUAUGGCGCGUCACAGUCACCCCCUGGACACCAACCAGUUCAGCCAGCCGUGGGCGCUCCGCCUCCAGCUCCGAUCCAGUUGCCAGGAUAUGGUCCUCCAGCAGCCCCGGCUCGCCCUCAGCUGGGUGUGCCUCAACCUGGAGCAUACAGCUCGCCGUAUGCCUCAAGACCUCCUCCUUUGGCAAGCCCGGCAGUUAAAGCUGAGGACGGUGGCGUUAGUGUGCCGGCCGCCGUCGCAACGCCUGGCCAGCAGCCACCCCGAGCAAUCGUUCCGGCGGCUACCGCUGAAUCGAAGGCGGCCGUUCCAGGUGCUGUACCGGCAUCUCAACAGACGACGGUGCAAGCUGCCGCCCACCCACCUCAAGCUCGACCACCAGCAGCACCUGCUCGGCCGAUCAUUGAGCCUCGCCUCCUCACCGCGGUUGUCGGCCUCAAGAAUGGUCUUGUGGAAAACCUCAAGAAAGCUGGCAACCCCAAGGCCGAGGCCAUCGUCAUGUCGGCUUUGAAUAGAUGCAUUGGACUCAAGAAAGAAGCCACUGAAAACGACAAGAUGGAAGCGAUCUGCAUUAAAGGAAUCCGUCAGGUCAUCGAUGGCUUCACCAAAGGUAAAAGCCCCACGCCCGGCAGCUCCACCGCGUUGCCGACAGAUACACCACCUGUUUUCGAGCCCAAAGUGUUGGCUGCGUUGAACGGUCUGAAGGAUGCUUCUGUCAAUGCAAUCAAGGCAGGUUUAGGUGAGGCCAAGGCCGAGGCUGUGACUCUGUCUGCUAUCGACCGUGUCAUUGGCCUUGCAGAUGCGAGCAUAAUGCCCAAAGCUGCAGAGGGCGAGCCGGUGAGCAAUUUUGAGGGGGUUGAGCAGCAUCUCAUGAAAUCGAUCCGGCAGCUGCUCCAAGGCAUGAACCAAAAACUGCAAGGUGAUUGA
Messenger RNA from Trichoderma virens Gv29-8, 3651 nucleotides. RefSeq lists its product as uncharacterized. Gene Ontology annotation, cellular component: nucleus. Gene Ontology annotation, biological process: regulation of ribosomal protein gene transcription by RNA polymerase II. Gene Ontology annotation, molecular function: protein binding; DNA-binding transcription factor activity; sequence-specific DNA binding. Lineage: Eukaryota; Fungi; Ascomycota; Sordariomycetes; Hypocreales; Hypocreaceae. The record is from RefSeq and is a predicted model, not a curated record. The transcript has 2 exons. The coding region runs from base 1 to 3651 and encodes 1216 amino acids.